Messenger RNA from Brenthis ino (lesser marbled fritillary), 1989 nucleotides. The record is from the annotation of a GenBank genome assembly. Lineage: Eukaryota; Metazoa; Arthropoda; Insecta; Lepidoptera; Nymphalidae.
AUGGGCGGUGCAGUGAGUUCGGGUCGAGAUAAUAACGAGUUGAUAGACAAUUUAAUGAGUGGGAAUUAUAUCCGUUCACAGCGGGUAGAAAAAGUAUUUCGUGCAUUGGAUCGGGCAGAUUAUAUGACACCUGAAGCUCGAGAUCAGGCGUAUAAGGACUUAGCCUGGCGGAAUGGACCUCUUCACAUGUCUUCACCCUGUAUUUAUAGUGAGGUGAUGGAGGGGUUAGAGCUGAGCCCAGGCCUGUCGUUCCUGAACAUUGGCUCAGGGACCGGCUACCUUAGUACCUUGGCGGGGCUGAUCCUCGGCACUUCAGGCAUCAGUCAUGGAGUAGAGGUGCAUCCAGCAGUAGUUGAAUAUGCUGUCACGAAGAUAGGACAGUUUAUAGAAAAUUCCCCUGUUCUGGAUGACUUUGACUUCUGUGAACCAAAGUUUUAUCAUGGGAAUGGAUUGUGCCUAACUCCUUUGACUUCUGGCUAUGACCGCGUGUACUGCGGCGCCGGCUGUCCCGCGGAAUAUCAGAACUAUUUCAAGAGGCUUAUAAAGGUCGGAGGUAUACUAGUGAUGCCGCUAAAUGAUACACUGUUGCAAAUCCGUCGGGUGGAGGACAACAAAUGGACGUCUCGUAGUUUGCUCAACGUGUCGUUUGCGACGCUGCGGCUGCCCUCGCGCGAGGAGGCCGCGGUACAUGUCAAACUUGAUGAUCAAACUCCAGUGCGUCUGCAACUGCUCUCUCGCGCGGUCAUACGUUGUGCCAUGCGCAAGGGGGUGAUUCGCAGAAACCCAGAAUUGCGCGAAGCCCCUAGGGCUGCGCCCCCCGCCGCCUGUCCCCGUCGUAUAUGUAUCCCUAUUGAGCCUGGCGGUGCUGUUGAGGGUCUAAGCGUACUGCAUGAUUUGGAUAGUGAGAAUGGUGCGAAUGAGAUGAACGCCCUCCUCAGUUUGGUUAUCAGCAUGGGCCACAACCGAGUGGCCGACGCUUUGCGCUUCGACCGUGUAGAUUCCCCUUCAGAUUCAUCAGAUGAAGAAAACGACAAUAAUGAUGAAUCAGAACAACAAGAAGACCAGGAGCAACCAGAUGAUCCGGAACAACCAGAGCAACCGGAGCAAUCGGAGCGAUCAGAACAAUCGGAGCAACCAGACCAUACAGAUAAUAAUAACCAACAAGAACCAAGGCCGAACCAAGAUACAGACAAUAACCAACCAAGGCCCAAGCAAGAUACAAAGCGAUCACAGGAUACUAACUCGGAUUCCGACGAUCCUAGGCCUCCAAGGCCUCGCGUCAAACGGCCAGAUUCAAGGUUUAAAUCUUCUAAAUCAGAUAAACAAAGACGUCACAGGAGGCCUCGCAGUGAUGACUCCGAUGACCCCAAGCUACCCCGUGGAUGUCGGGAACUGCUCUCCUACAAGGAUAUGGAUGAGCCAUCGACUUCCAGUAAGGGAACACAGACCAGCUCAGGGGAGUACACCGACUCAUCCGAUCAGAAGUCGAGUGAGGACAGAGCUAAGGGUAGUAAGGGUUCAAAUAAGUCGCGCUCGCUGCCAGGAAUGCCAUCGGAAGUGGAAAUAGAUUUGGGAACCAAAAUAGAUCAAGAGGCUUCCACCUCGCGAAUGGAGGUGGAUUGGGAGGGGAGUAAGUCCGAUGAUGAUGAUGACACAGAGAUCACCAAGAGCAAGGCCAAGCGGCAGAAGUUGGAUAGUGGUAUAGGAGAAACAACACCAAGCAAUUCUUCCCCGGAAAAGUGUAAGAGUGAGACGGAAAGUGAUAACUUGGAGAGUGCUGAGGACUAUGAUGAGGCGGCGACGUCGGAGGCGGAGGAGGAGGUGGAGGCGUGCGUGCGCGCGCACCUGGCGCGGCGGCGGCGGCGCGUGGCGCGCGGCGGCGACGCGCGGCGCGUGCGCCUCUCGCUGCUCAUGAAGCAGGCCGUGCGCGAGCUGCCUCUGCCGCACGCGCUCAAGAAGUUUGUCAACUUAGGUCGCUGUUUCGAAUUC